AUGGGCAAGCAACGUCAACUAAAAAUUCCAAAUCUUAUUCGUAAACAAGGGGUGUCGGUUUCUGAUGAUUGUGUGGAGAUCCAGCAGAGAAUCAAAACGUUGAAUGAAAAGCUAUGCGGACUGCAGACUCAGUUGUUUCAAAUUAAAAGAAACUCCUAUAAGCGGACCAUUUUUCCAUCAAAAAGUAUAUCGGCUAAUGAAGUAUUUAGUAAACCGGAGAACAUAGUCUUGAGUAAUUCAGUAGCAGUUAUGAACCGCAAAUUAGAACUUUUGACUGUAUUAACUGGGCUCGAAGUUCAGUCGUAUUCCAAAAAUGACCACUGCUGCAUUGUGUUUCACAUGCAACAUGACUCUAAUAAUGUAGUCAAGCAUGGAUUAAGAAUAGAAAUGAAAUCAGGGGGCAAUGAGGUCACCGAAAGCUCCUUGCCUGUAGGAUUUAAUUUAAAUGAGAUAAUUGAUGACUAUGAUAGUAUUUUGAAACCUGAGUACCUCUUAUCUGUACAUAAAGCCCUCAUAGCCUACUAUGAUAGAUUGCAGCAGUAUGAAUCAUUAGAGAGGCUUAUCUCAAUAAAUGGGACAUUAUUCAAGGCACUGGAUGGGUCACAUAUAGAAGUAACAUUCUACAUGCACGGUGAUGAUGACAAUAGAGAUAUAAAAGUUGUUCUGAUUCUUCAUUAUAGAGUUAAUGAUAUACGCCCUAAGACUUAUGUUAUUAAAACAGAUCUUCCUGAAGAAUUAUUAGAGACUUUGCAACAACACUGUUUGUUGUUCAGAAAGAAGCCUCUUAAAAAUGCCUUCAGACAUAUAUUUAUGGAUGAUGGACCAUGGAAACUUGUGAACCAGAUGGCAAUACAUAAGGAACAUACUGCUACAAGACCAAAAAGAUUUCGACCAAACAGGAAUCCUAAUAAUGACGACACCUUUCGACCAGAAGAGUGCUCUGAUCAAGGAGAAGAUGAAGAAUAUGUGGAAUAA
Pieris macdunnoughi is the source of this 975-nucleotide messenger RNA. NCBI's taxonomy places the organism in Eukaryota, Metazoa, Arthropoda, Insecta, Lepidoptera, Pieridae. The record is from the annotation of a GenBank genome assembly.